UUUUUCUCUGCUGAAAAUACCAGCAACAUCUGGUGAGCUGAAGGAACAGAUAGGAAUGAAGAACAAAGAAUAGGUUCACAGGUUUACAGCAAUUCAAUUAAGAGUGGAGAAAAUAAUCAAUUCACUUCAGAAAAUAUAUUUUGGAACCAACAAUUCUUCAAAAAGCAUUGAUUCUGUUGAACCAGCACUGGAUACCAGCAAACUUUCAUGUGUCCAGUACUGAUCGAUGACCAAGUUUGCUAAAAUGUAUAGCACGGUUAUAUAACUGCGCCAACAACUGACUGGCUGGCUGUAUCUGAGGGGAUGAGUGUCCUGCAGAUUUUUAAAAAGUUGAUUAAAGGCAGGAUAUGGAAGGGUUAGGAGCUGAGAAACAGGAAAAUGCUUUGAGGAAAUGGACUACGUCACCCAGCAGAGAGUUUCUGCUAAAAGUGAUCCUUUCCAGUUCCAAGAAUGGAGUCCUUACUAAAGUCCCCAAUGAAACUAGCAGUUUUAGUGGCAUGGAUGUCCAGUUUGCUGGACCCUUGCAGAUUUUCCAACAUCUGUGAUACUUGCCAUACAAAUGCAACUUGUAAAACAAUUAAUGGAUCCGAUGGCUGUUUCUGCAAAAAUGGAUUUACAGGUAAUGGGAGAACAGUUUGCAAAGAUGAUGAUGAAUGCACAAAUGCAACCCAGUUCUGUGGAGAGUUGGCAAACUGCACAAACACUGUUGGGAGUUAUUUCUGUACAUGCACAUCAGGUUACUCAUCAACUGGGAGGAAAGACUUUUUACCUAAUGAUGGUACCCAAUGUCAUGAUAUUGAUGAAUGCAUGACGUCCGGCCCCUGUGGAGUCUUUGCAGAGUGCUACAACACGAAAGGAUCAUUUAACUGCUCUUGUAAAAAAGGCUACCUACCAUCCACAGGGAAGCUAUUCUUUCACCCAACAGAUGGUACUAUGUGUACAGAAAACCCCAAGAAAUACUGCCAUUUGAACAGCACAUGUGUAUCAGAGACCAUUAACAAAACACUUGGGCUGAUCAACAGCAUUAAAGAACCACUCUAUCUGCUGGAAGAGAUAAGGAAACAGACUUCAGGGGAUCUGUCACCUGUUGAUAUGAUUUCCUAUGUUGCGGUCCUAUCACAGUCAGUGCCGUCAUUAAGUGUUAUGAAUGACACUGUCACUGACAAGGAAGCUCGUACCAAUACUACCAUCAAUACAUUUGUAAACACUGUAAACAACUUUGUCGAAAAGGAUGAACUUGAGGUUUGGAAUCAGCUAGAUCAGGAAGACAGGAAGAAAAGUGUUACAAAGCUGCUUCACACUGUGGAACAGGCAACUCUGAGCAUUUCACAGAACUUCCAGAAGAACACACAGAUGGAAGUUUAUGCAAGUGACAUAGCUCUUAAACUGUACACCUUUGAUUCACACCAAAUAAAUCAUGUUCACCCACAUGCUUAUAUAGAAGGGGAUAUUAUAAGGAUUAUACCAAAACAAAACAAAACAGUUGGUUCUAAUGGUAGCGUUGCUAUUGUUUUUCUCCACUACAAUAGCAUUGGUUUUCUCCUUAAACCAAAUGACAUCUCUGAAGAAAUGGAUGACUUCACUCUAAACUCACAGGUUAUAGCAGGCGCUAUAAACACAACCCCCCCAAAAAUCUACCAGCUUGACCGAGUAACUUUUACUCUUAAACAUGUGAGGCCAGUGAGUCAAGACAUUGAAACAAAGUGUGGCUUUUGGAGGUACUCUGUAGACAACAUGAAGGGUCAUUGGUCCACAGAAGGCUGUGAACGCACUCACUUCAAUACUUCCCAUACUGGAUGCAAGUGUAAUCACCUGACGCAUUUUGCCAUUCUUAUGUCAUCAGGGCGGUCUGAUUUGACUCCUCACUACAACAUCCUUACAAGAAUCACUCAGCUGGGAAUAAUAAUAUCUCUGAUCUGUCUGUCUAUGUGCAUAUUUACAUUCUGGUUCUUCAGUGAAAUUCAGAGCACCAGGACCACAAUUCAUAAAAAUCUAUGCUGCAGUCUGUUCUUGGCUGAAUUGAUCUUUCUGGUUGGAAUAAAUAUGAACAGUAAUAAACUUUUCUGUUCCAUCAUUGCUGGACUGUUGCAUUAUUUCUUUCUAUCUGCUUUUGCCUGGAUGUGUAUUGAGGGGAUCCAUCUUUAUCUGAUUGUCGUUGGGGUUAUAUACAACAAAGGUUUCUUGCACCGAAACUUUUACAUUUUUGGCUAUGGGAGUCCUGCAGUGGUGGUUACAUUUUCUGCAACCAUGGGUUACAAAUAUUAUGGCACCAAUAAUGUGUGUUGGCUAAGCACAGAGAACAACUUUAUAUGGAGUUUUAUAGGACCAGCAUGCUUAAUAAUCCUGGUUAAUCUGUUGGCAUUUGGAGUGAUUAUUUACAAAGUGUUUCGCCAUACAGCUGUGAAAAAACCUGAAGUUAGUUGCUAUGAAAAUAUAAGGUCCUGUGCACGUGGUGCCCUGGCUCUUUUGUUUCUUCUUGGUGCCACCUGGACGUUUGGUGUCCUGCAUGUUAUCCACGACUCAGCGAUCACGGCUUAUCUCUUCACAAUUUCAAAUGCAUUUCAAGGGAUGUUCAUCUUUAUAUUUCUCUGUGUGUUAUCCAGAAAGAUCCAAGAAGAGUACUACCGAUUGUUUAAAAAUGUGCCUUGCUGUUUUGAGUGCCUUAGAUAGAAAAAUGAACCAAAAAAAAAAAAAACAUAAGCAAUGGAAACUAAUGUACAUGGUAAAAUAAGACAUUGUGUUGGGUUAAAUCAAGGACUCGGACAACAAAAUGGAUGUUGUAAUGCUUAAGGCUGUCUGAGUGCUGCAAUCCCCAUUCAUUUUAUUCCUCACUAUUUCCACUGUAUGGUGUAACAGGAAACUUUGCAGGCUUUAAUGUAAGGGGGAGACAUACUGGAACUAAAUAUAUUCAGAGACUGAUUACUUUUAGAGCAUAAGAAAGUUUACAAACGAGAGGAAGCCAUUCAGCCCAUCUUGCUCGUUUGGUUGUUAGUAGCUUAUUGAU
Polyodon spathula (Mississippi paddlefish) is the source of this 3004-nucleotide messenger RNA. RefSeq names its product adhesion G protein-coupled receptor L4-like. The transcript is spliced from 16 exons. NCBI's taxonomy places the organism in Eukaryota, Metazoa, Chordata, Actinopteri, Acipenseriformes, Polyodontidae. Bases 451 to 2670 code for a protein of 739 amino acids. Gene Ontology annotation, biological process: adenylate cyclase-activating G protein-coupled receptor signaling pathway; cell surface receptor signaling pathway. The record is from RefSeq and is a predicted model, not a curated record. Gene Ontology annotation, molecular function: calcium ion binding; G protein-coupled receptor activity. Gene Ontology annotation, cellular component: membrane.